GCAACGACAGCGCCGAGAAGACUUCAAUUGCGUUCUCCAUCUUCCCUUCUCUUUGGCCCUUUCACCAGAGAAAUAGGGAGCUCAACGCCAUGGCAGGACAAGCUGUUCUGUCAGCCUUCAUGCAGGUGCUCUUUGAGAAGGUGAUCACCGCUGCCGUCGACGAGUUCAGAUUGCUUCGAGGUGUCCGUGGCGAGCUACAAAACCUGGCGACCACUCUGUCGACGAUCCAAGCCCUGCUUGAAGAUGCAGAGGAGAAGCAAUUGCAGGACAAGUCAGUGAGGCACUGGCUGGCCAAGCUCAAGGAUGUGGCCUACGACAUGGAUGAGUUGCUGGACGAGUGCGCAGCGGCAAAGAUCAGGUGGGAGAUGGAGAGUAGAGCUCGGAGAUGCAGCUGGAAGAUGCAGGUCAGUGGUUGCUUCUCCGAUUCUUGUUGGCACAGGAGCUCGUAUCACUACAACUUAGCACACAGAACAAAAGCAGUCCAAGAAAGAUUUGAUAGGAUCGCAACGGAGCGGCACAAUCUGGGCCUUCAAGUAUCAGGUGGGAUAAGUCAACUUCAGAUCACAGAGCGGCCGCAGACGAGCUCACUGGAGGAUGAUCUAAAGGUGUUAGGCAGGGAAGAAGACAGAGAGGCUCUCAUAAGCAUGUUGCUCUCUGCCAAUAAUUCAAGCCACACUGUCACCGUCCUCCCCAUCAUUGGCAUGGGAGGGCUUGGAAAGACCACUCUCGCUAAAUCUGUCUAUAACGAUCACAGGAUCAAGCAGCACUUCCAAUUGCGUAUGUGGGUGUGCGUCUCCGAGAACUUCGACGAGACCAAGCUGACGAAAGAGACACUGGAGUCCGCAACCAGGGAAUUCUACGCCACCACCACAAACAUGACCUUGAUCCAAGAGGACCUCUUUGAACAGUUGCAGGGGAAGCGCUUCCUGCUCGUUCUAGACGAUGUGUGGAACGAGGAUCCUAUCAAGUGGUAUAGAUAUCGAAAUGCCAUCAUCGGUGGGGAACGAGGAAGUAAAAUCUUGGUGACGACCCGGAACGAGAACGUGGGACGGAUCAUGGGCGGCUGGCCUUCGUACCGGCUGAAACAACUCUCAGAUGAUGACUGCUGGGAAUUGUUCAGGAACUACGCGUUUGUGGGUGGGAAUUCGAGCACACACCCGAAUCUUGAGAAGAUAGGUAAGAUGAUAGUGAAGAACUUGAAGGGAUUGCCUCUCGCAGCUAUGGCAAUUGGGAGCUUGCUGUUCUCCAAGCUUGAGGAAGAAGAGUGGAAGAGCAUCUUGAGGAGUGAGAUCUGGGAGUUGCCGGCGGACAAGAACAACAUCUUACCAGCUCUAAGGUUGAGCUACAAGCAAUUGCCUUCUCAUCUGAAGCAGUGUUUCGUGUUCUGCUCUGUGUUUCACAAGGACUUCGUCUUCGACAAGGAUAGACUGGUGAAGACAUGGAUGGCGCUGGGCUUCAUCCAGCCGAUGGGAGGCAAACGGAUGGAGGACAUCGGCAGCAGCUACUUCGAUGAGCUUGUCAGCAGAUCCUUCUUCCAGUCUCACAAGGGGUACUACGUGAUGCAUGAUGCCAUCCAUGACCUGGCGCAGUCUCUGUCCGUGGAAGAAUGCCACCGGCUGGAGUGUGGCCUCAGAAACGUCGGCCUGGAGAAGAAGAUUCGUCAUCUAUCAUUCUCGUGUACUCAUUCGAUGGCAACUUCAGUUGAGAGCUUCUUCAAGUUCAAGAAACUACGUUCACUUCUGUUGCUGAAAGGGUACAAGUCCAGGACGGGUGGCAUCCCCGAUGAGCUCUUUCUGAGACUAAAAUGCCUGCGUGUGUUGAAGCUGCGCCGAAGAGACAUCGAAGAGCUACCGAAAUCGAUCGGAAGUUUGAUCCAGCUCCGGUACUUGGACCUCGCAAAUACGGGUAUCAGAACACUGCCCCAAUCGAUCAGUAAGCUAUAUAAUCUACAGACAUUGAUCCUAAGGAACUGCAAUUUCCUAACCGAGAUACCUCGUGGUAUCACCAAUCUGAUCCAUCUGCGACAUCUCGAAGCAACCAGCACGUUGAUCUCUGGAAUAGCUGGAUUAGGAUGUCUAACCUGCCUUCAAGAAUUAGAACGAUUCAUCGUCCGCAAGGAUGAUGGAUUCAAGAUAACGGAGCUGCAAGACAUGAAUGAGCUUCGAGGACAUCUGUGCAUCCAGAAUCUGGAGAGUGUGGUCGACAGGAAGGAGGCCGGUGAGGCUAAUUUACAUGCCAAGGAGCACCUCAGUUUUCUCAGUCUGGAAUGGACAAAGGACAGAGACCUUGUUCUCGAAGAUGAGAUCCUCUGCGAGGAGGAGGUGCUCGAAGACCUCCAACCACACCAUGAACUGAGAGAGCUGAAGGUCAUGGGCUAUGCAGGUACCAAGCUCCCAAGUUGGAUAGGCAACCCAUCAUUUUGCUACCUGGAGACCAUUCAUCUCUCCAACUUGAUGAGGUGCAAACACCUUCCACCUCUCGGACAGCUGCCAUUGCUCAGAUAUCUGGACAUUGGAGGAGUGCCUGGAUUGGUAAGAAUUGGUCAAGAGUUCCAUGGCAGAGGUGACAUCAAGGGAUUCCCAUCAUUGAUUGAACUGGUACUUGAGGAUAUGCCAGCUCUGGAAGAAUGGGUGUGCUCAGAUGAUGAUGAGUUGCUCCCUUGCCUCACUGAUCUUGGAAUCGAGGACUGUUCUAACCUGAGAGAACUGCCCUGCCUUCCUCCAACUAUAGAAAGGCUCAGAAUCUCUGGUGUGGGGAUUACUACUCUGCCAGACCUGCGUGGUUCAAACUGCCAGUUCUCAUCCUUAAAUGUGUAUGACUGUCCUAACUUAACAUCCUUGCAGAAAGGAUUGCUUGGGCAACAACUGAAGGCCAUUGAGCAAUUAGCAAUCGUAGACUGUGAAGAGCUUAUCUUGCUGCCCCAAGAAGGCUUCAAAGACCUUGUUUCACUCAAGAGCCUCAGCAUCUACAACUGUCCAAAGCUCGUGCCUUUGGAAGAUGACAAAAGACUUCUUCCGAGAUCGCUCACAGAAUUGCGAAUCAGCUCAUGCUCCAAACUGAUCAACAGACUGCUUGCAGACUGUAAAGAUUUGGCUUCUCUUAAGCAUCUGCGGGUCACCGACUGCGCAGACCUCUACCGUUUCCCCGAGGAAGGACUUCCCACCGCGCUCGAAUCUUUAGGAGUUUUUCGCUGCUACAAUCUCCUCCUUCUGCCUGCUAAGCUGCAGGAGCUCCACUCCCUGAAGUCUAUGGUGAUUGACAACUGUCACCAGGUGCAGUGCUCGCCAGAGGAGGGCCUUCCCAUGGAGCUGAAAGACCUACUCGUCUGUGGAUGCCCUUUGCUGCAAGAGUAUUGUCUUGGGGACGGUGCAGCAGGUCGGCAUCAGUUGAUGCACAUCCCUAGGGUUCAAUUUGAUGAUGUACUUCUCAGGAACUGACGAUGGAGAUGGUGAUCCUGCGAUGCACGAUCCAUUUGAUGAUGUACAAUUUGGGCUUUCUCCUCAUGUUAAGCCCAUUUGGGCCCAAAUUAAUUUAACCAUGUUGAGC
This is a messenger RNA of Musa acuminata subsp. malaccensis (wild Malaysian banana), 3546 nucleotides long. Lineage: Eukaryota; Viridiplantae; Streptophyta; Magnoliopsida; Zingiberales; Musaceae. The record is from RefSeq and is a predicted model, not a curated record.